Messenger RNA from Calypte anna (Anna's hummingbird), 3396 nucleotides. It is a transcript of the gene TANGO6, whose product is annotated as transport and golgi organization 6 homolog. Gene Ontology annotation, biological process: protein secretion. Bases 9 to 3206 code for a protein of 1065 amino acids. The record is from RefSeq and is a predicted model, not a curated record. The transcript has 17 exons. Lineage: Eukaryota; Metazoa; Chordata; Aves; Apodiformes; Trochilidae.
UUCCUAAGAUGGCGGGCUCCACGGAACCGGAGCCGGGACCGGAGGUGGAGCGGGUGGUGGAGGCGCUGGAGCUGCUGCUGCGGCCACCCGCCAGCCCCGGUGAGCCCGGCCCGGAGACCGCGCUGCGACCGGAGACGCUACGCAGCAACGCGGCGGAGCUGGAGGAGCGGCUGCGGCAGGCACUGGGUUGGGCGGAGCUGCGCGGCCUCCGCCAUACCGUGCUGGCCCGGGCCCCCGCGCUGGCCGCCGGGGCAGCGGGUGAAGCGGAGCCGGGCUGGGCCGCUGCCUGCGGGCUGCUGGCGCUGCUGCUGUGCCUGAAGGAGCGGCUCUGCUCUCUCGCCAAAGUCGCCCCCGCCGCCCGUGGGGCCGGGCCCGAGGCCGCUCCGCCGCUCGCUGCCGACACGCUGAGCGUGGCACAGGGUCAGGCGGUGGGGCGGGCGCUGCGGGCCGCCUUGGGCUUAGGGCUGGUGCCCUACCUGCCACCGGGCGUGGGGCAGCGCCCGGGGCCCCCUGCAGCGUCCCCGGUCCCGCCGGCUGCCCGCGGGGUCCGGCUCCAUGCGGUCACCACCGCCCUGACCGAGCUGGCCCAGCACCCCGCGCUGGGUGGCCCGCUCCUCGCCCGCCACCUCGGCCUCCUCCUCGCCGGCCUCAGUCUGCUGGGCCACGGCCCCACCGCCCACUGCCAGGGUGUUUCAGAAGCAGAGCGAGCUCGGUGCCGAGAAGCCCUGCGGCACGUCCUGGACCGUGUCUACCAACCGCUGGCGGUGCGGGAGCUGCUGGUCCUGCAGGGACGGCCCAAGCAGAGUCCUCCCUCUCCUGGAGAAGAAACAAAAGCAGCCCUUGCGCCGGCUCCAGGGUGGUUGCGGCGCCUUUGUGGUCAGCUGCUCUCCGAGAGGCUCAUGAGACCCAAUGGGGUCCAGGCUGUGGUUCGGGGCAUCAUGGAGGGAACAGGGGCAGGUGGUGCUGGCGCUGAAGCAGCAGCUGUGGACUGGAGAAAAUGCGACGCAGUGGCAAAGAUCCUGGCGUCCUGCCCGCAGCAGUGCCUUUCCCUCGAGGACUACUACUACCUGGUGUGCCCCCAGAUUCUGGACUUGCUGCACAUCCAGGACAAGCUGACAGCACUCCAGUUCCAGCGGGUGGCCACCACAACCUUGCUCACCAUGGUGAGAGGACACCCUCAGCUGGCAGAGCAGCACCUACUGCAGCCCCUCCUGGCUCCGCUCCUGCGGUGCUCCGAGACUGCAGAGCUGUCAGAGGACGAUUUAACAGCAGGGACUGUGCUGGCCACAGAGGCAGAGCUCAGCAGCUGCGUGGAAGAUGUGCUCAAGGUGUAUGUGGUUGGAAAUGACAGCUCGAGCCUGCUGCUGGGAUCCUUGCACUCAGUCCUGGGAGUGGUUUUUUCUCUCUAUUCCUUUGCCAAGCAGAAUGUGUCACACUUACGCUCCCCGUGCCAGGAGAUCCUGCUGUGGUUCUUGGAGAAGUCGGAGCGAGAGACGUCGCUGUCCGUGCUGGAAGGUUUGGUGGGGCUGAGCAGCAGCGUGCCUGCCCUCCACCCACGGUGCCGGUUCCGCGUGGGCAGCGAGGGUGGUGCCACCAUCGCGGUGGAGGACACCAUCAGUGAUGAAGAUGAGGCCCUCUACCAGAAAGUUUCCUGGGAGCAGUGCCGUGUGGAGAACUUGGUGGAGCUCCUGUCUCACUGCCAGAAGAGUGGUCUAGCUGGAGACUUCUUCAUCCACUGCCUGAAGGCACUGACCCGCGUGGCUGUGGAGGACGAGGUGGCUUCAGAGUCGGCUGCAGUGCCAGAAGGGAGUCUCCUGGAGCUGGAGCAGGACCACGCCAGGCAGGGGAGGAAGCUGCUGGUCCUGCAGGUUGUGGCCACGCUGUGUGAGAGUGUCUCAGACACCGUGUUCACAGACAUCACUCAGGUGGAGGAGCUGGUGGCAGCCAUGCUGCAGCGGGCCUGCCUCAGCCCGGCACGGGGCCCCGGCGCGGCGGUGGAGGCACAGACCCUUGCCAUGGCCAUGGGGCUGGUGGCUGCCAUGCUCGGCGGAGCUGUCCAGCUGCAAUCCGGUGACUUUGCGGUGCUGAAGCGGUUGGUGCCACUGCUGGAGGAGCUCUCCCGCACCUACCCCGAGCCCCUCACCCAGGAGUUGGCCACCGACCUGCGCAUCGCCAUCUGCACCCACGGGGCCGUCGCCCCCAGCACCGUGGGCACUGCUGCUGACAGUGUGCUGGGCAAGAAGCCUCUGGUGGGAGCACAGAGCCGUGCCGGCAUCCCCGGUGGAGCCCCCAGCACCGGGGGUGCCCGGGCACCGUCGCAGCACAGCCGCAGCAGCACCUCAGCUCCCAGAGAGAGGAGUGAAGAGCAGAGGGUGAGCCAUGAGCCCGGUGCCGUGGGUCCUGCUCCCUGUGCCCAGGAGGGGCUUCAGGAGCUCCUGGUGUCAGCCUAUGACCCUCAGCCCCCCAGCCGGGCGGCUGCCCUGCGCCAUCUUGCCAAACUCAUCACCCAGCGGGAUCCAGAGGCACUUCAGCUUCAGGAGAAACUCCUCCAGGUGUUCCUGGAGAACGUGCAGCACGACGAUGCCUUUGUCUACCUCUCAGCCAUCCAAGGUGUUGCCCUACUCUCCAGUGAGUACCCAGAGCAGAUCCUUCCCGUCCUGUUGGCACGGUACGAGUGCCCUGUGCAGGGCCCGGAGGACACCAUGGCCACGGUCACCAGGAUGAAGCUUGGAGAGGUGCUGAUGCGUGUCACUCAGGCACUGGGGGACAUGGUGGUCAAGCACCGGGAGCCACUGGUCCGGGCCUUCCUGCGGGGCGCACGGGCCACCGACAGCUCUCUGCGGGCCAGCAGCCUCUCCAACCUGGGCGAGCUCUGCCAGCGCCUUGGCUUCCAGCUGGGCUCCAUCAUCCAGGAGGUCACCUCCUGCUUGACUGCCAUAGCUAAGAGGGACCCCGAGGCGGAGGUGCGACGAGCUGCUGUGCACGUGGUGGUCCUGCUGCUGCGGGGUCUCAGUGACAAAGCCACCGAGGUGCUGCGGGACGUCCUGCGGGACCUUUACCGCCUGCUGAAACACGUGGUGAUGGCUGAGCCCGACGGAGCGACGGUGCUGCAUGCCCAGCUGGCACUGGAGGAGCUGGACACUGUGAUGAGGAGGGUCCUCUUCCCCCCACAGACACUGGAGAAGAAGAUCGUGGUGCUGCCGUAGCAGGGAUGCAGAAAUGCACUCUUCCCACUCUGGUGCCAAGGCUGCACUGCUCCCAAGGGAACGUGGUCACUGUGCCCCCAGGAUGCCACCAGUGGGUGCCAGACAGAGAGGGAACCACAACCCCCCAGGCUCCCCGGGGCCAGGGAAGGGGGGUCCCAUUAGGAUGGGGAAUUAAACAGAGACACUCUGA